This is a messenger RNA of Oryctolagus cuniculus (rabbit), 7322 nucleotides long. The record is from RefSeq and is a predicted model, not a curated record. NCBI's taxonomy places the organism in Eukaryota, Metazoa, Chordata, Mammalia, Lagomorpha, Leporidae.
CACGCGCGUGGGGCACCUGAUCGCAGCCCAGGCUCCCAAGCCCUGCGUCCUUUCCAGCCUCCCAGGGCCUCUGACUUGGGUCUCCCUCCUCAGUCCUAGCUGGUUCCACCUCUGUCACCCAAAUGUCCAGCCCUGAGCCCAGCAUCCGACGCCCAUUCCUGCUUUUUCUGGGAUCUCACUUGCUUUGCCUCCGCCAGGCCAGGCUUUUGCAGCCAGGAGGACCAGCAGGUUGGCCGCUCUGCAGCAGGUCCCUGUGCACCUGAGACAGCGAGGACCAGGAAGCGGCAAGCACAGAGCCCUUGUCCUCCAUGGCCAGCGUCCGCCGGUGUGACCUGGAGGAGGACCGAAGGCCCCGGCUGGGACCCAGGAGUCAGACUCCACGCACCUGGGCAGCAGCGAGUCCCCAGGGGAGCCUGCCCACGCCUGCAGCUCCGGCUUGCCUGUCUCCUCUAAACACACUGCCUCACUGGCCUUGCACAGGAAUCUGGGGUUUCUGAUGAGCAAACUGAUGACGAACUUAGGGGAAAAUGGCAAAAGAUACCUUCUCAGCUCCACGGACGUAAACAACGUACCUGAUGGUGUCUUGGGUGACAGAACAUUCUGUGGUAGCGUCACGAUGCCAAUGGAGUUGUGCCAUCAUUUUGAGACCUGUCAUUCAGAUAUUAAAAAAAGAGUGGAUAUGUUGAGUGUUGACAUUAGCAGGUCUUCAAAAGCCAUGUUACUAAAGAUUUGAAAAUUAGAAGUGGCCACUGACACCUCCUACAGGUUUUAAUUUCUCAAAAAAUCAAUAUCAAUCUCUAUCAUGAACCUAAGGAAAAAAAGAUGUGGGGUCCCUUUUUUUUUUUUUUCAAGUAGAAAGGAUCUUGAGAAAAGCACGAUGGAGCAUAAGCAGGUGUGCCUGGUGCAGUGCUUGCUCUGACAUUGUGAUGUCACUCCCACCGCCUGUACGAGUGCCCGGCUCAGCGGAGCUUCUUGUCCGUGUUGCCCAGGAAGCUCCUUGGUGCUGACUUGUAGGACUCGGACCAAGCCAGCUGUUUUCCCUUUUGUUUUCUUGAUGUUUGGUUUACUUGUACUUUUUCCUAUUUUUUUUUAUUUUGCCUUUUUCUAUUUUAUUUUGUUCUUUUUUCUAUUUUGUUAAUUUUAUUCUCUCCCUCUCUUUUUACUUUUUACCCUUGUGUGCUUCAUUUUACUCAAUGGUUUCUUUUUUGACUUUAUUUUCCUUGUCACUUCUUAAUAUUUUCUGUUGUUUUCAUUUUCUAAUUCUUAUUCUAUUUCCGUUUUCUGUUUCCUUCCCCCUUUUUAUUCUAUUUAUUUAGAUAGGACAAUUAGACUUACUGAUUAGGUUUAUUAGUAUAGUUAAUGUAGCUGGUGGUUUUUUAUUUUUAAACAGAUUUCCUCAUUUUUUGUGCUCUCUCAUUUUUAAUGUUUUAUUCCUAUGGAAUUAGCCUGAGGGUUUUUUUUUUUUUUGACAGGCAGAAUGGACAGUGAGAGAGAGAGAGACAGAGAGAAAGGUCUUCCUUUGCCGUUGGUUCACCCUCCAAUGGCCACCUCUGCCAGCGCGCUGCGGCUGGCACACCGCGCUGAUCCAAAGGCAGGAGCCAGGUACUUAUCCUGGUCUCCCAUGGGGUGCAGGGCCCAAGUACUUGGGCCAUCCUCCACUGCACUCCCUGGCCACAGUAGAGAGCUGGCCUGGAAGAGGGGCAACCGGGACAGAAUCCAGUGCCCUGACCGGGACUAGAACUCGGUGUGCCAGUGCCGCAAGGCGGAGGAUUGGCCUAUUAGCCAUGGCACGGGCCUAGCCUGAGUUUUUACAUAUAGUUAGUGUUAUCUGUUGGUAACAUUAGCACAGCGAGUGUUCAUUUUCGUUUGUUUCAUAGGUGACUAGCUAAUGUUACUAGUGUCAGAGAGAGUAGAGAGGCGGGCACCCCCACAAUGGAAGGCCACGCAGCCUUCCCCAGUGAGGAAGAGGUCCUCGAUGGAUACCAAGUCCUCAGGACCAUCGGCCAGGGCAGCUUCGGGCGGGUGAAGCUGGCCCACCACCUGGAAAGCGGCACCCUGGUGGCCGUGAAAAUCAUCGCCAGAGAGGACCAGGACUCCUCCAGCUUCCGGCAAGUGCAGGUGGAAGCGGAUAUCAUGAGGGGCAUGCGUCACCCGAACAUCAUCAGGCUGCUGCAGGUACAGCACACAGCAGAGCGCGCGUACAUCUUCAUGGACUAUGCGAGCGGAGGGGACCUCGAGCAGUACGUGGCAGAGCGUGGCCGCCUGCGGGAGGCAGAGGCGCGUCUGAUGUUUAACCAGGCGUUAUCCGCGGUGCACUACUGCCACAGCAAGCGUGUUGUGCACAGAGACUUAAAAUUGGAAAAUUUCCUUUUGGAUGCUGGGCUAAAUAUUAAACUGACUGACUUUGGCCUGAGCUGCAGACUGACUGAGGGGCAGCACUUAGAGUCAUUUUGUGGGACCCCACAGUAUUGCGCCCCGGAAGAGUUCCUAGACGAAGAAUUCAAUGGCUAUAAGGCAGAUGUGUGGAGCCUGGGCGUGGUCCUAUAUACCAUGACAACAGGGUCCCUCCCCUUUGUUGGCAAGAACUGGGUGCAGCUCGAGGACAACAUCUUGUCUGGGUAUUACCAGGUUCCACUGUAUAUGAGCCUGGAGCUCGAGCACCUGUUAGGGAGGUUACUGACCUAUGACCCUGGGGAGCGACCCACAGUGGCAGACACUAUGGGCCACCAGUGGCUCAGCAUGGGACAGGAAGAACCUAGAACAAGUGGGAUAAUGCGUGAGGAGCCUCUGGGUUCUCCCCAGGAAAAGGAAAUCCGCGAAUGCCUGUUGGGCCUGGGUUUUCAGCUGGGCCGGAAGGAACAGGACAGCCACUUGACCCCCAUACUGUGCUGGGAGAUAUCCCAGCAGGGGGACUUCAGUGGACCAGAAAAAAUGGAAGUAACGGAUGUGGAGCCUCUGGGUUCUACCCAGGAUCCUGAGGUCCGACAAUACCUGGCAGGCCUGGGCUUUGAGCUAGGCCACAAGGAAGAGUCCCUGACACACAGCCAUCGAGCUGUCACCUGGUCUCCAGUGCUGCAGAAGGGCCAUGCUGGGGGGAAGUGCCCGCCGCAGGCUGCUCCCUCCCCUCACAGCCAUCAUGUUGCCCAGCGCCUCCCUGAUCGCUGGGACCGCAGGGGCAGUGCCCGUGAGUGUGCCCUUCCCAUCUCCCCACUGCUGCAGCCCGAGAAGGACCCGGCGUCAGAGCCAAGUGCCUGCCAGGAAAGGACCCCCAGGAUGGCCAAUCCCCGGCCUGGCAUGAUGCGGAGGUGCCCCACUCCCAGGCCAGCCCCCAGGCAGGGCUCUGUGGCCUCCCUCUCCACCCUCAGCCCCCAGAGCAGUGAGGACCAUGUAGAAGACAGGAGCUGCUUCCAGGGAGCGGCAGAGAAAGCAAGCAUCCCAGGGAGGCAACUGGAGGGGGAGGCGGGGACGUCAGCCACUCUCGCGGACACGAGCCAGGGCCGCCAGGGGCUCUGCCGGAGGCUGGUGAACUUCCUCCUGCGGGUGUGCGGCGUCCUGUCGGCCCCAGAGGCAGGCCCUGGUGUCCAGAGGAGAAAGGUUAUCCCUGCGUAGCCUCAUUCAGGGGAAACGCCCAACAGGAGGGGCCCUGACACUGACUGCCUGAAUUGUAGUGCACGGUUUUUAGCCUUUUGUUCAUGAUUCUCAUGAAUAAAAAUCAUAAUGGCAUGCACAAAUGGGGUCCAGCGGGAUGCCGGGGUCUGUCUGUGCACUGCGGAACAGUUUGAUCCAGUUGACUGCACACGGAUCACUACGGAAAAGACCGGGGCUGCCUGACGUCACAUCUGAGGAUUCCAAAAAGGCUCACUUCAUAGAGACCGAAUGAUGGCUCCCAGAGGCAGGGGCUGGGGGAGGGACAGGCCCGCAGCCUGUGAGGUUGCAGAUGCACAGGACGAGGUGGGUGCUGAGCUCCGGGCACCUGGGAGCUCCUAGUGCAGUGAUGUCUGAGAAGAGCUGCAAGAGCCCCUGCCCCUGCCCCCCUGCAUUGUCACUGGGGAACACGAGGACACCAGGGCCUCGAGCCAGACGUCCUGGUGUGUGGGGUCAGCCAGGUGUGGAGCUGCAUGGCUGCAGCCUGGGGGGCGGGGGCAGGGAGCACUUGGAGUGCGUCAGAAAGGUUCCAUGGAAAAGUGAUGUCAGAGAAUCGUCACAGUCACCCCAGCAGAGAUGAUCCACAGUGGUCCUGAGGGACAAGGCCCCGAGCCACAUGCAGGGCAGAAGUGCAGACUGCGUGGGACCUGACACGCACGUCCCCUGGGUGCCAUUCUCAGAGGGCCCCAUGGGUGGGUUCAUGCUGCCUGACGUCCUCCACAUGAGGACCAAGUCCUGGGAGUCACAGAGGCGGCCUGGGCACGGCCCCCAGGGGGCUCAGGGGUCGCCCGUCUGCUGCUGUGUUUCCUGACUCUACUACGCAAGUCCUGGGCCUUUGCACACUGGCGUUUGCUCCUUUUGGGAGCUGUGGCACAGUGCAGUCCCUCUGCAAGGCCCUUGGGCCCCAGUCUGGGGCCUGCAGUCCAUUUGAGUGUUCAAGGGGUGCCCGGCAGUGGGCCAAGAAGACUGAUGGCAAAGACAACAGCCCAGAGAGCCAGAGGGCUGGCGGGAAGGGGGCCUUGGCUAAGACAGGUUCUGGGGUCCCAGUUACUGAGAUUUCCAAGUGAAUAGCCAAUGCGUGGAUGGGAGGCCCAUCAGGCCUUCCUCGGGCAUCCUAGGAAACUGAGCACCCAGGAAGGGCUCUAGCCCCUCGUGCAUUGGCUGGCCCUGCUGUGUGCAUGGCCUUCAAUGUCCUAUGACGGCCAGCGGUCAUGGUCAGGGAUGGCCCUGGGGCCUCCCUGUCAGGUAAGACUGACCUUCACCCUGAGAGCAGGGCUGGGGGGAGCAGGCUUGUUGCAUCCCUUCUGCCCCCAGGGUGGGUUUUCUUCAUGCCCAGCCACCCGUGGCCCCCCAGUGUCCCUGUAUUUCCAAUUCAUGCCUGACUCCAUCACCGUGAGGACAGGACUCCAACUUUUGGGACCUCCCUCAGCAUCCCCUGCAGACCUUUGCGACCUCCACUUGCCCCUCUCUCUACAUACACUGAGCCAUCCUGUUUUCCACAGCUACUGGGCCACCCCUGGGCCUUUGCACGUGCUGUUUCCUCUCUAGGAAGCCCUCAGGUCAGACACAUGGCUGAGAUGCCCUGGGAUCCCUGAGAGCUGUCAGACAUGAAUUCCACACAGAAGCCCCCACAUCCAGCUGAAGGAGGGGGCCCUCAGUGAGUAGACUCCCCUGGGUACAAAGGAAGGACGGGCACGGCACUGCCCAUCCCGAGGGCAGCUUGUGAAGGGGGGGGGGUAGCAGACCCCUACAGGAGCAGCCCUGGGCACUACUGCGGAGGUCUCCAGGCAGUUGGAAACCUGUGCUAGGAGGCCACAAUCAGUGGUGGAGGCCCAGUACUCUGGUUUCCAGAACAACCCCCCAUUGCUGCCUGACUCUGGGUCUCACCUGCAUUGUCCCCCAGUGCAGGUGGGCAGAACCAGUUCAAGAGCAUCCUCCAGCCUCUUCCACCCCACCUCCCCCACCUCCCCCAUCUCCCCCUUGUCACUAGCUCCCUCCAUGACCCCCACCCCCUUCAUCUCCUAUUGCGUGCCUCUCACAGCUGUUUCUGUCUGGGUGCCCUGAGCUUGGCAAGAUCAGCAAAUCCCAUGCUGAGCCGGGCCCUUGCCUUGUGACUGACAGCUCCCCGAGUCUUCCAUGAUGAGCCAAGGGACUGCUGGGCAGACUGUGGCUCCCCAGACACAGCCUACCUCUGAUGAAAGGGCCGCCUUCCUCUCCAUCCCCCAUUCAGCCUUUGGCUGCACACUCACCUCCUCCUCCUGCCCCCAAACCACACCUCCAAUGGGCAGGUGCAACAGCACAUGGGACCCCAGGGCCACACAGUGUCUCAUGAGGACCAACAGCAGCGACCCAGAGCAGAGGGCAGACAAGAGCCCACUGAGCAGCCAGGACACUGCAUGUGGCGGUGGCGGUGGGCCACAAAGAGGGUGAGGCGGGCCUGGGGCUGUCCCGCCUGUCAGCCCAGCUGCUCUGCUCUCAACACAUACCAGGUGCUGAGAUGCACUCUGAAUAAGGGGCUGCCGAGACCCCUGUGAUUAUGCCUUCCAAGACUUUGCAGAGAAUGCAUGGGCAGGGAAGAGCUGGGGUGGAUGAGCCCAGGGACCCAGAGGCUGGGAAGACUUAGAAACACAGUUGGGCAGUAUCCCCAAGGCACAGGGAGUCCCCACGUGUCCUCCAGAAACUGUUGCCCAUGGCCCAGCCACACUGGGGGCAGCAUUCCAAGUCCAUAGGGACAGCUGCAGCAUCUCACAGCAACUGAGGGCCAGCACCUGCCAAUGUCCAUUUCGAGUGUCGGCUCACGCAGCCACGUAGCUGUGAAGUGGCCGCCAUUACGCCAUUUCCAGGGGGAAACCAAGGCUCUGAUGGGGUGAAGGACUUGCCCAAAGUCACCCAGAGGCUUUGGGCUGCUGGCCUCCUGAAAUUGUCCCUGAAGUGCACGACUGUCUGGGGCAUUCCCAUCUGCUGAAAGCAGUCCAGAGCAGAUUGAGGAGUCUGGGUAGCAGUUGCACAGUAGACAGGCAGGGCCAGGAAAAACUCCCCAGAUGAGCAGAGUCCGGGCAGGGCAGGAGUGGGAUGGGAUGUGGGCACUGCCAGUUGACAAGGAGAGAAGGUGUUCUCAGUGUUGGACCCCUGUGCAAAGGCCCACAGUAUGAUGCAGCCUGGCCCAGGUGGCUCCACAUGGAGCAAAGAGGCGAAGACGUCACUGAGGUGAGAGGGAAAGCUCCAGCCUCCACCUCCUCCUGCCCACCUCCUGCCUGGGCAGCUUGACCUCCCUUUGUCUCUGCCAUAGGCCCAGCCACAGAGCUGUCUCCUCCCAUCCCAGGCUUCUGUGUUGCUCUGUCCCUGCUCAGACACCAUGGGUGGACCCCACCCUGGAAGUGGUCACCACUGAGGGGCAGUCCUCGCACCCCUGCAGUGUUUAUGCAGAAACCCAAUGCCCAGCCAAGUCACCACGCUUUCAUGGCAUUCACGGCAAAGGGGAUCCAAGGCGCUCUGGUCUUGGGAAGGAACCCAGGGUGCCUGCACCAGGCAACAGCGAGGGAGGGAUCUUACUUGGGUGAACUUGACCCCAUUUCAUGAUUUGCUUAGCCAUCUUUCUGCUUUCUGAGCUUGGCCCAGCGUAUUCACACCACUCACAGGCUGUGGCCCAAGGGUGCUUCCAGUACUUUGGAGGUUCC